UCUCUAGUAAUUGAUUGAGUUGGCAAAAAGAUGUAACCUGAAUCAGAUUAUGCCCAUUACUAUUGAAUUGGGCAGUCAUGACUGAGGAGACAAUAAUUUUAGUGCUAUUAGUGUUGGUUAUGCUUGUGGGGUCGUAUUUGGCAGGUAGCAUACCGAUGUUAAUGAAAUUAAGCGAGGAAAAACUAAAAUGUGUCACUGUGCUGGGAGCUGGAUUGUUAGUGGGAACUGCUCUAAUCGUUAUUAUACCGGAGGGUAUUCGCUCAUUGUAUGUGGGGAGUGCGCAAUCCCGAAACCUAACAUCGGUUCCGGAGCAACCAGAUUACUCACAGACCAUUGGACUUUCCCUUGUGCUUGGAUUUGUCUUUAUGAUGCUGGUAGACAUCUGUCAGCGAAAGAGCAAUGCUGGAAGUAAUAAAAAAAACAAUGCCACACUAACUCUAGGAUUGGUUGUACACGCCGCAGCUGAUGGAGUUGCGUUGGGAGCAGCUGCCACAACUAGCCAUCAAGACGUUGAGAUAAUUGUAUUUUUAGCUAUAAUGCUUCAUAAGGCACCAGCAGCAUUUGGGUUAGUGACUUUUUUACUGCACGAAAAAGUUGACAGACAUCAAAUUCGCAGACACCUAGUGUUGUUUUCCCUGUCGGCACCCCUUUUGACUAUUUUAACGUAUUUUGGAAUCGGCCAGGAGCAGAAGGAUACUUUAAACUCCGUAAAUGCUACUGGUAUAGCUAUGCUGUUUUCCGCUGGAACAUUUUUGUACGUAGCAACUGUUCAUGUUCUACCAGAGCUAACGCAAGGGGGAUUGUCAAAGAGCGAUCAGCAAAAUUAUCAUUUGCUAGAAGAAUCUCGUGAUGCUACGCAUGAUAUAAAUGGAGGCAAUAGUAUACAAGCAUUAAAAUAUAGUGAAUUGGUUAUUAUGAUUUGCGGUGCACUGCUUCCGCUGAUUAUAACACUUGGACAUAAGCACUAGUAUUGGCGUCUAGACAUUUUUGGCAAUACAUAUGUUUGUGGUUCAAUCUCUCGAGUUUACAAUUAUUUACAUUAGGCGAUUUGCACAAUGAAGUUUAAUUAAAGUAAUUGUAGUAAAAAAGGUCCCAAUUUAUGCCAAAUUUGGAACCGACGUCAACUUUUUUCAGUUUUCUGUAUGUUUUAGUGAUUUAAGAGGCCUUAUCCGAGGAUGCAAAUAAAACAACCAUAGUGCGGAAGAUAAAAAAAUAAUAUUGUUUCUCUUUCCGUUUUGUUUUAUGAAGACUUGGCUUGUGAUUGGCCCAGCAAGCAAAUAGCAUCGGAAUUAAUACCCCUGCCGUAAAUGAAUAGAUGUAUAAUGUACAUAUGUUAAAGUUGUGUUUUUAAACGUGCGAUCGCUGAGAAUGUUAGUAAGAACUUGAUAGACUUUCCCGACCAAUUGGUGUGCAGAAGAUUUGAUCGGGGUAAGCUUAGAAAGUAACCUUGGCUAGCGGGUCAUCGGAGCUUUCGCGCUCCGCAGGACACCGAGGCUGUUCCCAGGAGUGUAUGCUUAGAGAAGUGCUAGGCUGGUAAAAUAGUAAUAAAGACAAUUUAUAAUAAUGUA
Drosophila santomea is the source of this 1568-nucleotide messenger RNA. RefSeq names its product zinc transporter ZIP9-B (gene Zip102B). Lineage: Eukaryota; Metazoa; Arthropoda; Insecta; Diptera; Drosophilidae. Gene Ontology annotation, molecular function: metal ion transmembrane transporter activity. The transcript has 3 exons. Gene Ontology annotation, biological process: transmembrane transport; zinc ion transport. Gene Ontology annotation, cellular component: membrane. Bases 78 to 968 code for a protein of 296 amino acids. The record is from RefSeq and is a predicted model, not a curated record.